UCCGGGCGGAGGUCCGGACAGAGUGCUGGAGCUAUGAUUGAGCCCCUGGAGCAGUUGCUGCAGCUGCAGAAGGACAACCGCGACGGCCGCCUGCGGAAGCAGGAGCUGGAGGAGCUGGUGCGUGGGCUGGAAGCCGAGAGCGAGAGCCUCACCGGGCGUCUGGACGAGCUGCGCGAGCGCGAGCGCAGCCUGCAGCGUAGACGAAGUCAAGCGUCACGGGCGAUUCGAGGGGAGGCGCGCGAGGCGGCACGGGAGCGCGCGGAGCAGGCUCGUGGGCUACUGGAGGCCGCGGAGCAGCACCGGCUGGACCUGGAGCAACACAAUCGGAAGCUGCAGGAAGAGUGGGAGGAGCUGUCCAGCCAGCUUUUCUACUAUGGAGGAGAAGAGUUGAGUCAACAGCGAGCAGAGCAGCGACUGGGAACUCAACUUGCAGCACUGCAGAAACAUCUGGAGCUGGCGGAGGCCAAAUUCACCAUGCAGGCAGAGGACCUGCGACAGGGCGCGCAGCGUACGGAAGAGGCCUGGGCCAGCUUCCAGGAGCAGAGCGGAGUCCUGCAGGAGCUGCAGGGGAAGGUGAUGGAGGCUGCGGCUGCGCUGGAGGCUACGCGUGGUGGCGCGGAACCGUGGAACUCGCAGCCUCGUCGGGUGCAGGACUGCGCGGGCUCACUCAUGGAGGAGGUGGCCAGGGCUGACUGUGAAAAUCGACUAUUUGGCGGUGCGGGCGCGGGGAGCAUCAGGUUGUGGGCGCUCAGCGCACUGCAGACGCUGCUGCUGCUCCCACUGGGCUUCCUGGCUCUGCCGCUGCUCUACGUGGCGCUGGGGAAGCCCGACACCGUCGGCCAGGGGCUCCCGAGUAGUCUUGGCUCGGACACAGUCUUCCGUAGGCUGCGCUACACGCUGUCGCCUUUGCUUGAAUUGCGCGCGCAUGGACUGCUGCCUGCUUAGAGCGCAUCAUGCCGGCUUCUGCCACCUGCUGCACCUCUGUCUCCUUUGUGGUUUUUGGGGUGCCUACCUGUGUGAAAAGGGCGGGGUGGAGCUUGUGUGUUCCUAUGGGCCCAGAGACCCCCUUGUCACCUGGGCGCAGGGGUACUGUCCAACAGCUGGGCUGCUUGGGUGCCCGGACUGUCCUUCAGCCCGACCCAUUAGGGAGUCGUUUGCUACUGUGAGUCUGAGCUUUGGGCAGGAUGAGUGCUGGCCUGUCAAGUUCCCUCCGUGGUGUGUGGAUUAUUUUCCCCAGAAUUACUCCAAAUUCCCUGCAACAUUGGGGUUCCCCUGGGCAGGUCUGAGUUCUCCAAACCCAAACUUCCUCACAGCAUCUGAGCACACCGAUAGUGGGCUUCGUGAGGAACGUGCUGGUAUAUACGAGGAAUGUCUGCUCAGUGGAAAUCAGUGUGGGUUGAAUUUUGAUCCAGCACAUAUAAGCUCUAGACUACUUAUUUGGUGGGGUGGGGGUCUCAUACUGUUCCAUGUAGCUGAGUGAUCUUGAACUACUGAUCAUCUUACCUCUGGCUCCUGAGUGUUUGGAUUGCUGACAUGAGCCACCAGGUGUGGUUUAUUCUGUUCUAGAGAUCGAACUAAGCAUUUGUGAAUGCUGAACUAUAACCACGCCAUUUAAACAAUUAUAGCUUUUUAUACUUUCUUGGCAACAUGCUUAAUGGCCCGACAAAACGGUCAAUGAAGAUGAACACGGAGAAAGCAUCGGUUGUGGUUGAGGUUAAUCGCACCCAGCAGCCUAUACGCUCUGUCCAUUGGAGCCUUCAGCUCCUCGGCUGGGGUGAUAGCUGUCUUGCAAGCACAAGGAUGGAAGUUUGAUCCCAAGAACCCAUGUAAAAAAGCUGGAUGUAGCCUGGCGGUGGUGGUG
This is a messenger RNA of Microtus ochrogaster (prairie vole), 1861 nucleotides long. It is a transcript of the gene Tmem191c, whose product is annotated as transmembrane protein 191C. The record is from RefSeq and is a predicted model, not a curated record. NCBI's taxonomy places the organism in Eukaryota, Metazoa, Chordata, Mammalia, Rodentia, Cricetidae.